This is a messenger RNA of Anastrepha obliqua, 4043 nucleotides long. RefSeq names its product alpha-actinin, sarcomeric (gene Actn). NCBI's taxonomy places the organism in Eukaryota, Metazoa, Arthropoda, Insecta, Diptera, Tephritidae. The transcript is spliced from 10 exons. Bases 322 to 3072 code for a protein of 916 amino acids. The record is from RefSeq and is a predicted model, not a curated record. Gene Ontology annotation, molecular function: actin filament binding; calcium ion binding. Gene Ontology annotation, biological process: muscle cell development; actin cytoskeleton organization. Gene Ontology annotation, cellular component: Z disc; cortical actin cytoskeleton; plasma membrane.
UUUUUCAUUGCUUUGGGACUCAGUUUGUCCAAACGUCGAUCACUGGCGCAACAUUAGUUUUGAGUUGGCUACCAACGCGAGCGGGUCAUUCUCUUUACAAGCGACACAUCUAAUUUUAAGAAUACUCCGAACGAAUUAUAGUACUUUAAUAACGUCCUCCUACACACUUCUAAGAUUCAACCUAAAUUAAUACACUUAAGUACAUGAUUUUGCUAAUUGGAACAAAUCAAAAAUUUUAGAAACGAAAUAAAAUCAAUUAUUGUACAAAACCUCCGAAACGAAAUUUAACGGAUAAUAACUGAUAAAACAACAACAACCAACAUGAUGAUGGAGAAUGGGCUCUCCAUGGAGUAUGGAGAUGGUUACAUGGAACAAGAGGAAGAAUGGGAGCGCGAAGGACUUCUUGAUCCCGCGUGGGAAAAGCAACAGAAGAAGACAUUUACUGCCUGGUGUAAUAGUCAUCUGAGAAAAGCCGGAACAUCUAUCGAUAAUAUUGAGGAGGACUUUCGCAAUGGGCUGAAGUUAAUGUUGUUGCUUGAAGUGAUUUCGGGUGAGACCUUACCAAAACCCGAUCGUGGCAAGAUGCGCUUCCACAAGAUCGCUAAUGUAAACAAAGCGCUGGAUUUCAUUGCAUCGAAAGGUGUGCAUUUGGUAUCGAUUGGCGCUGAGGAAAUCGUAGAUGGCAAUCUAAAGAUGACGCUUGGCAUGAUUUGGACCAUCAUUUUGCGUUUUGCUAUUCAGGAUAUUUCCGUUGAAGAGAUGACCGCUAAAGAAGGCUUGUUGUUGUGGUGCCAACGCAAAACGGCUCCAUACAAGAAUGUCAAUGUUCAAAACUUCCAUCUUUCAUUCAAGGACGGUUUAGCUUUCUGCGCCUUGAUUCACCGACAUAGGCCCGACUUGAUUGAUUAUUCCAAACUCUCCAAAGACAAUCCAUUGGAAAAUCUCAACACUGCCUUUGAUGUUGCUGAGAAAUAUCUUGAUAUUCCAAGGAUGUUGGAUCCAGAUGAUUUGAUCAACACUCCAAAGCCGGAUGAACGCGCUAUUAUGACAUACGUGUCCUGUUACUAUCAUGCCUUCCAGGGAGCCCAACAGGUUGGAAAUGUGACGCAUGUACCCGAACCCACAAGACAAUACACCUACGUCCCGAAUUACAAUGCGGAGACAGCCGCUAACCGCAUUUGCAAAGUGCUUAAGGUGAACCAGGAAAAUGAGCGCCUUAUGGAGGAGUAUGAACGUCUUGCAAGCGAUCUUUUGGAAUGGAUACGCCGCACAAUGCCAUGGUUAAACUCCCGCCAGGCAGACAAUUCAUUGGCCGGUGUACAAAAGAAGUUGGAGGAAUACCGAACCUAUCGUCGAGGGCACAAGCCGCCACGUGUUGAGCAAAAAGCAAAACUCGAAACUAACUUCAAUACCUUGCAAACGAAACUCCGCUUAUCCAACCGUCCGGCAUAUCUGCCAACCGAGGGCAAGACUGUCGGUGACAUUUCAAAUGCUUGGAAAGGUUUGGAAUUAGCGGAGAAGGCAUUCGAAGAAUGGCUUCUAGCUGAAACGAUGCGCUUGGAACGCCUGGAACAUUUGGCGCAAAAAUUCAAGCACAAGGCUGAUGCUCAUGAGGAUUGGACACGCGGCAAGGAAGAGAUGUUGCAAUCUCAAGACUUCCGUCAAUGCAAAUUGAACGAAUUGAAAGCUCUCAAGAAGAAGCACGAAGCUUUUGAGUCUGAUUUAGCCGCUCACCAAGAUCGCGUCGAACAAAUCGCUGCAAUUGCUCAGGAGUUGAACACUCUCGAAUAUCACGAUUGCAUAUCGGUUAAUUCUCGCUGUCAACGUAUCUGUGAUCAAUGGGAUCGCUUGGGUGCGCUCACUCAGCGUCGUCGAACAGCCUUGGACGAGGCUGAACGUAUUUUAGAGAAAAUCGAUAUAUUGCAUCUGGAGUUCGCUAAGAGGGCUGCUCCAUUCAACAAUUGGUUGGAUGGCACUCGCGAAGAUUUAGUUGACAUGUUCAUUGUGCAUACAAUGGAGGAGAUACAAGGUCUCAUACAGGCUCAUGAUCAAUUUAAGGCCACAUUGGGUGAGGCUGAUAAGGAAUUCAACUUGAUUGUCAAUUUAGUACGUGAGGUAGAGUCGAUUGUUAAGCAACACCAAAUCCCUGGUGGUUUGGAAAAUCCAUACACAACACUCACUGCCAAUGAUAUGACGAGGAAAUGGAGUGACGUUCGUCAAUUGGUGCCACAACGUGAUCAAACGCUUGCAAAUGAGCUACGUAAACAACAAAAUAAUGAAAUGUUGCGCAGGCAGUUCGCUGAAAAGGCCAAUAUUGUGGGACCAUGGAUUGAGCGACAGAUGGAUGCUGUUACUGCCAUUGGAAUGGGUCUACAAGGUUCGCUUGAAGAUCAAUUACAUCGCCUCAAAGAGUACGAACAGGCGGUAUAUGCUUACAAGCCUAACAUUGAAGAAUUAGAGAAGAUUCACCAGGCCGUGCAAGAAUCUAUGAUUUUCGAAAAUCGUUACACAAAUUACACAAUGGAAACAUUACGCGUUGGCUGGGAACAACUGUUGACUUCCAUCAAUCGUAAUAUUAAUGAGGUUGAAAAUCAAAUUCUAACACGUGACUCUAAGGGAAUUAGCCAAGAACAAUUGAAUGAGUUCCGGUCCAGUUUCAAUCACUUCGAUAAGAAUCGUACGGGACGAUUAACUCCUGAAGAAUUUAAGUCGUGUCUUGUCUCUUUGGGUUAUUCAAUCGGAAAAGACAGACAAGGGGAGAUGGACUUCCAAAGAAUUUUAGCUGUUGUCGACCCCAACUCAACUGGUUAUGUGCAUUUCGAUGCCUUCCUUGAUUUCAUGACUCGCGAAAGCACCGAUACUGAUACCGCCGAACAAGUGAUUGAUUCGUUCAGAAUUCUCGCAGCCGAUAAGCCAUAUAUAUUGCCGGAUGAGCUCCGACGAGAACUUCCUCCAGAUCAAGCGGAAUACUGCAUCCAGAGAAUGCCACCAUACAAAGGUCCUAACGGAGUGCCUGGAGCUCUUGAUUACAUGUCCUUCAGCACCGCUCUCUAUGGCGAGACUGACUUGUAAAAGGAGCAUUGUAAACAAUAACGGAAACAUCGAAUAAAGUCAAUAAUUCACAAUAGGAAUACAUUGAAUUGAUAUAGAUACCAUUUGAAAAACUACGAUGCCAUGAAAACGAUGAAACUAGCAGAGGGUUCCUGCAGUGUUUUUCGAAUAUUUAAAUUCAUAAAAUUUCGAUACAUUUCUGGAGUAUAAAAAUUCUGACAUAAAUUCUUUAAACUAUCAUUACUAAUAACCAUCACAUCGGUUUUCAUAGAUCAAUUCAAUAAUGCAAACAUUUGUUGCGCAUAUCGGAGUACAUGUAAACAUAUCUGGGGUAAUAAGGGCACUAUGAUAACUCCGCAAAAUCAAACGCAUGUAUACGUACACUCGCCCAAAACUGCUUGCCAUUGUCAUCCUGUAUUUUGAGAUCUUGAAAUUUUUAAUCGCGAUUAUAUUCCCUGAAUAUAAUUUUUAGACCGAAUAAAAUAUGCGUAAAGCUUGGACUGUAAACAAAAGGUCAAUGCGAAUUAAGUAGACGAUUGGAAGAAAAAUAAAAUAAUGAAAGAAAAAUGAAUAAUAUUGUUAGUUCUAUAGGCCAGAAUACAAUUAUUCGGUUCACUAAUACAUAUCUGGGGCGAAUAAUAUUAUAUAUUUAUUUUUUUUUUUAACUUUUGUUAUAUUAAUUUAAUAUUUAUUUUGAGAUUAUUUAUAAUGAUUUCAUAACUCUUUAUUUAAUUUCUAAAUACGUUUUAUAUAAUUAUUAUAUAAACUUAGUGUAUGUUACAAUGAUUGAAAAAGAGAAGAGAGGACAUUAUAUAAUAAUUUGUAAGGAUUCUAGAAUGUUCAGAUGAUAUCUAAAUGAAGUACACUUAUAACAUCUAUUAAAGUCAAGAAAAAUAUACUUUUGUAUAUUAAAACAAUCCCAACAGCUAUACAUACAUUUCGGAGCUUAAAAUAAUCACAUUUAAGAGACAAACAAUUGAGAAUUCCGUUCA